CAUUGUUUGCAUUAAUGUUGAAGGUUUGUUGAUAUUUUUGCUCUUUUACAGGUUGAUAAUCCUUGUCUUUCUUGUUUCGGUCUUGUGAAAAAUCACAGAAAUGCUAGAUGCUACACUGACAUCGCUUACACGUCUCCAGAAUGCGUAAGAGGAAUGGACGUCCCUCGUAAAAAUAAGAUAUUCACGUUUGGCCUUCUGCUACGAAAUCUACUGAGUGGAAACCAAAUUUCGAAAAAACAGGAAAUAGAAGUUCGUUUCGGUAAAAAAUUCCCUAUCAUUCUCGAUUCUCGUUUGAAUGGUGAAUAUUCCGCUGAAGAAGCAACUGCGUUGGUGGGCUUUGCUGAACAAUGGAUGCAAUAUAACCCUGAUAAUGAUCGAUUCACUAUAAAUGAUGUUAUUGCAGCCCUUGCAAAAAUUCAAAGCAAUGCUGCGAGACCAUCGAAUGGAAUGCCAGGGGCUGAGGGGCAAGAUAAUGUUGGAGUGAUUGAAGCCUGAAAGUUGAUGAAGCUGCUGAAGUUCAGAUGUUGGAGUUCAAGAGUUGCUGAAAUCAGAAGCUGGAAAUGCUGCGGGUGUUCAAGAGCUUAGGCUUUACUGUUUUGCUGAAGAAGCUCUUUUGUUAAUGUUUUAAAGUUAAAGAUGGAUGGCUAAGAUUACAUCAUCUCAGGAUGUAGUUAAGUUCUAAGCUAUCUAAGUCAAUUGGGUUUAGUCAGCUUGUAUUAACUUAAGUUAUCUUUCUGAGUUGUGCUAGGUGUGGUCUACUAUAUAUAUUUGAAUGCUUUUGUGACUGUUAGAGUAAUGAGAAUGUGAAUUCAGUGGGUAAAAUUUGUGCUUUUA
Molecule: messenger RNA, 834 nt
Organism: Dioscorea cayenensis subsp. rotundata (Guinea yam)
Lineage: Eukaryota; Viridiplantae; Streptophyta; Magnoliopsida; Dioscoreales; Dioscoreaceae
Product: serine/threonine-protein kinase BSK1-2-like
Exons: 4
Coding region: 154-495 (113 amino acids)
Biological process (GO): brassinosteroid mediated signaling pathway
Molecular function (GO): protein kinase activity
Source: RefSeq, a predicted model, not a curated record